Molecule: messenger RNA, 681 nt
Organism: Centruroides sculpturatus (bark scorpion)
Lineage: Eukaryota; Metazoa; Arthropoda; Arachnida; Scorpiones; Buthidae
Product: fructose-bisphosphate aldolase-like
Exons: 3
Coding region: 185-583 (132 amino acids)
Biological process (GO): glycolytic process; fructose 1,6-bisphosphate metabolic process
Cellular component (GO): cytosol
Molecular function (GO): fructose-bisphosphate aldolase activity
Source: RefSeq, a predicted model, not a curated record
AAUUUAUUAGUUUAUAUAAUAUUAAUUGUAAUAUUUUUUACAAACGAAAAGUUUAUAAAACGGUGCCUCUCGAGUUGCUUACGCCCAUUUGGUAGAUAGACGUCAACUGUGGACGUUGUGUAUCUUGGAAAAAAGUUUGUUUUUACUUCAACAUUCCCUAUUUCACGCAGAGUUUGCUGUUACAAUGGCUCACUUCAAUUAUUUGAGUGAAGAAAGCCGGAAGGAAUUGAAGAAAGUAGCAGAUGCUAUUGUGGCACCCGGAAAGGGUAUCCUUGCUGCCGAUGAAAGUACUGGUACGAUGGGAAAGCGCCUUGCCAAUAUUGGAGUAGAGAAUACGGAAGAAAACCGUCGUCGGUUUCGCCAGCUGCUCUUUACGUCUGGUAAAAGUAUGAGCGAGAGCAUUAGUGGGGUCAUUCUUUUUCACGAGACUGCCUAUCAAAAAGCAGAUGAUGGUACUACCUUCAUUCAGCUUUUGAAAAACCAAGGUAUAAUUCCUGGAAUUAAAGUUGACAAAGGAGUUGUUCCUUUAAUGGGUUCUUUUGAUGAAAGUACAACACAAGGUAAUAAUUUAAUAUUUCUUUAAGUUGUCAUGUAGAUAGAAGUAAAUUUAAUACUGAAGCAUGCUCAUAAAACAAAUGUAUUAAAUUUUUUAUGUAGAGAAGUUUUGAACAUCACUUUCUC